Molecule: messenger RNA, 4842 nt
Organism: Megalobrama amblycephala (Wuchang bream)
Lineage: Eukaryota; Metazoa; Chordata; Actinopteri; Cypriniformes; Xenocyprididae
Product: sodium-dependent neutral amino acid transporter B(0)AT1-like
Exons: 15
Coding region: 2055-4148 (697 amino acids)
Biological process (GO): sodium ion transmembrane transport
Cellular component (GO): membrane
Source: RefSeq, a predicted model, not a curated record
GUCAAAACAAAGCCCUUCAAAUCAUGUGGAAGCUACAGAAGCUUUGCUGAAGAAAGGAAGUGAAGCUCUUUGUGGUUUAGUGUCUCUGCAGUGCAUUUAAACCUGCAGUUUGAUCAAAGCUGUUACGAACGAAAGACAAUGGAGAAGAUCUUGUUCUUUUGUGUUUUUUUGUACAGGAUUCUUCAGAUCACUUCUAGCGAUGUUUCAGGACAUAAUGUGACUCUGUUAAGAUUACAGCUAAACGGAAACAUCAGUCUGAAGUGCAGCGUGACCAGCAGACAUGACAUGGCCUGGUAUCGCCAGGAUCCUGAUUCUGGACAAAUAAAGAUAAUGGUGUGGUCGUACUACGGAAACCUAGCUUGGGGAGAAGAUCCAGACCCUCGUAUCACAGUUAAAUCAGAUAGUGGGAGCAACACUGCAUCUCUAGUUAUUGAAAAUCUAACAGAGUCAGAUUCGGGUCUUUAUUUCUGUGGAACAAGAUCAUGGAAUCAAGACAGGCACUUUCACAAACCCAUCAGACUACAGCUCGAGGACAAGCUGACAGACAGAGAGGACUCAGUUCAUUCUGUCACAGAACCGCCAGAAGAUGUUGAGAUCACAGAUGGGUUGACGAUGCUAGAACGUGUGCUGAUAUUCAGUGGUGUUGGACUCGCUGCUUUUGCGUUUUUUCUGACUACAGUCGUCACAGGGCGAAACAUUCACCAUCACGGCUGGCAGAAAGGAUGGGCCGCAGCCAAACGCGCUGGUCUGACAAAUCAAAAAUCACCUAAAUGACAAAUUUGUGUGCUUUAUUUUUGCUCUCAUCCCAAUAAUCAGCAUUUUUGUAUGUUGCCACCAAUGUGGCACACCAAUAUGACUCAGAUGUGGUUCUGGUGGCCAGAUCUUCUGUUGUGGCAAAGCUCUAGAGCAACAUUAAUACGUGCGUAUAAUCUGAGUUCAAAAGAAAGUAUAAAUACAAUCUGUUUUAUGGCAUAUAAAACUUGUUCAAAUAAAAUGUCUUCAAUGUAAAUGUGUUGUUGAGAGUUCUGCUUAAAUAAACAGCAUUAAUACUAACAAAUCACACGUGUUGUGCAUUUGCUGACAGAAAACCAUCAUAGCAAUGCUAAUUCAUAGCAAUCUGUUCUCACAGUUUUAGAAAAACCAAAAACCACGUUGACCAUGAUAAUCAUGAUUUCCUGACUGAAUGGAAUAAGAUCAUGCGACUAAAACCACAAAAAUAUGAGGUUAGACCACCUUAAUGGUUGAUGUAUGCUACGGUCAACAUGCUUGCAAACUAAUCCUGGGAGCGAACGCAGGUGAGGAUGUGUUUCUGCAUGAGCAUCUUGAAUGGGAGCUUGUGAAGGGCCCGAUUCAAGACACACAGAUCCAAGAUUGGCCGUAACCAAUCCCCCCUCUAAUUGUACCCACCUAAUUGUAAUUGUAGAAUUAGUUUGCUUACUAUAAAAGCCAGAAGUGUUUUGAGGCCUACUGUAAGGUCAGAUGUAUCUGAGAAGUUAGCUUGGCCACUAAACAUAUUUUGCUGGUAGUUUUCCACCAGACAACAGGAGGAUGUGAAAUGUAUAAGAUCAUUAUUAAGGGUGUCAUGCGAAGGCUUCUUGCCUCUGGGGAGUGUUGAUUGUUUUUGAUACAAUGUUUCAUUUUACCUAUGAGAAAGAGUUGACCAUCAAUUGGCAGAAUUCCACCACAAGAGAUCAAGUCAAAUGAUGUAGACUAGUUGGCAGUCGGCCACCCGUACAAAGAUAAUUUAAACACCACACAUUCUCUACUUAGCAAAAUGAUUACAACACAAUUUAUGUAGUGUUAAUCACAAAUGAUUGACCAGAUGAAAGUGCAUCUCACAUCUUAUGCAAGCAGUUCAGACAAGUUAAUAAGUUGCUUGAAAGUGUCUUGAUCUUCACAGCUGAGCUGUUCAAACACCAUCAUUUGUCUUCCAAAAUGCAAGAAAGCACAGACACUAGAAUGAUUAGUCACAACGUCUACUGGGAUAUCUGCUGUUUCCAACCUGACAAACCUCUAGUCUAACCUGUGAAAAUACCAUAUGAGAGUGAGUGUGCAUGUGUGUGUGUGGGAGGGGAUGUGUGCUAAAGUGUGCUAAAGGUCACCAUGUGAAUGUUGCAGCCAGUAUUUAUGAACAUCUCCUGCCAUCACUCCAUCUCUUCUCUUCUCUUCCAUCUCUGAGACCAAACACAGCAGGAAUGAAGCUGAAGCUGAAGCUCCCCAACCCGGGUCUGGAUGAACGGAUCCCCUCUCACGCCGACCUGGAGAAGCUGGAGGUGGAGGAGGCUGGAGAGCGGCCGCAGUGGGACAACAAAGCCCAGUACAUGCUGACCUGUGUGGGCUUCUGUGUGGGGCUGGGCAACGUCUGGAGGUUCCCCUACCUCUGCCAGAGCCACGGAGGAGGAGCGUUUAUGAUCCCAUUCCUGAUCCUUCUGGUUCUGGAGGGAAUUCCGCUCCUGCACCUGGAGUUUGCCAUCGGACAGAGACUGAGGAAGGGCAGCGUCGGCGUCUGGAGAUCCAUCAACCCCUAUCUAGUAGGAGUCGGUAUCGCCUCCAUGCUGGUGUCCUUCAUGGUGGGAAUGUACUACAGCACCAUCACUGCCUGGGUCAUGUGGUACUUCUUCAAUUCCUUUCAGGACCCUUUACCCUGGAAUCAGUGUCCAAUCAAUGAGAACCAGACAGGGUUCGUGUCUGAAUGCGAGCGCAGCUCUCCCGUGGAUUAUUUCUGGUACAGAGAGACGCUCAACACGACGCCAGUGAUCGGUGACUCCGGGGGUCUGCAGUGGUGGAUCGUCUUGUGUCUGUUCUGCAUCUGGACGCUGCUCUGGGUCUGCUGUCUGAGAGGCAUCGAGACCACUGGGAAGGCUGUGUACAUCACCUCCACUCUGCCAUACCUGGUCCUGACCAUCUUCCUGAUCAGAGGACUGACGCUCAAAGGCUCUGUGAGCGGAAUCAAGUUCCUCUUCACUCCAGAUCUGGACGAGCUGCUGAAUCCGUCGACGUGGCUGGACGCGGGAGCGCAGGUGUUUUACUCCUUCUCUCUGGCGUUUGGAGGACUGAUCUCAUUCUCCAGCUACAACUCUGUGCAUAAUAACUGUGAGCAGGACGCCGUCAUCAUCUCUGUAAUAAACGGCUUCACAUCGAUUUACUCUGCCAUCGUCAUUUACUCCAUCAUCGGCUUCAGGGCGACCGAGAAGUUUGACGACUGUCUCAAUGGUAACAUCGUGGCGCUGCUGAACGCGUUUGAACUGCCGGAGGGAAACAUCACAGAGAGCAACUAUGACAGUGUUCUGCAGCAUCUCAACAGCACAUCACCAGCAGUCAUUCAGGAGCUCCAGCUCAAGACCUGCGACCUGCAGAUGCUCCUCAGUCAGGGCGUUGAGGGAACCGGUCUGGCCUUCAUCGUGUUCACUGAGGCCAUCACCAAGAUGCCCAUCUCUCCUCUCUGGUCAGUGCUGUUCUUCAUCAUGCUCUUCUGUCUGGCACUGUCCACCAUGUUUGGCGGUGUUGAAAGUAUGGUCGCACCGCUCCAGGACCUCAACAUCCUCCCCAAGAGGUGGCCGAAGGAGGUCUAUACAGGUCUGGUGUGUUUCGUCUCUUUUGGUUUUGCGAUCAUCUUCGCUCAGGGUUCUGGUGAAUAUUGGCUGGCUCUGUUCGACGGCUUUGCCGGAUCCAUUCCAUUACUGAUCAUUGCCUUCUGUGAGAUGAUGGCUGUAUCUUACAUUUAUGGGAUUGACAGGUUCAACGAUGACAUCAAGUUCAUGAUCGGUCACAAGCCCAGCUUCUUCUGGCAGGCCACCUGGAGGGUGAUCAGUCCUCUCAUAGUGCUGGUCAUCUUCCUGUUCUACUUCGUCACGACUGUGAGCAAAGAUCUGACCUACAUCGCCUGGGACCCAGAGUCUGAGAACUUCCCUACGCUGGCGACGCGCUCCUACCCGGACUGGAUUUACGUCAUCAUCUUCAUCCUGUCGGGCGUUCCAGCGCUGGUCAUCCCGGCCGUGGCCCUGUACAAACUCAUCAGGAACCGCUGCUGCAGAACAGAGGAGAAACACGCAGAACUGCUCUACUCAGCCAAUCAGCACACAGAUCAUUCAGCACUGGGACAGAAACACAAACGCACAUUGAAAUGUGAAGGAAGUAACGGAGAGUAAAUGUGAUCACGAUCAUGCGUGAAGAAAUAACCAGUGACAUCAACUCGAGUUUACAUGUGAUUUGCACUGAGCGGUAAAAGAUACUUUUAUAUAUGCAAAACAGAGUUCAUAUGUCUACAUCUAUUUUAUUGUAUUAUAAUGGAGUUGCUGAAGACACACAAACAUCUACAGUCCAACACAACGCCUAUAAACGAUAAUGACCCAGAAAACAGACGUUCACCCAGAUGUCUCCGCUGUCAACUUCAUGCACAUCGAACUGAAAGUCAAGAGCAAGCAAAAUAUUUUGUCUGAUUUUUUUGCAUUUGUAAAAAACUAUUUUCAUCUUUAUAUAAGCUAAUAUUUAAUUAUAAAUAAGUAUUUUGGGGAUUUAUAUGCUUUAUCUCAUAUAAUUGUAACGUGUCAAUGCAGGGAAGAGAAUCCAAAUGCAAGCAGAAAUUUAAUAAAAGAGAUGAUCAAAACAUGAACAAGAAAUCUAGAAACACAGGGCAAAACACACGCUACAUCCUCACAAAGACAACGACUGACAAAGACUGAUUGAAAGACACAAGAUAGGCCUGGUUAACAAUGUAAUUAUAUGAUCAGUGAUGAUGAGUCCAGACAAAGGAUUAUGGGGGAUGAAGUUGAGUGUCAAUGGUCUGGGGUGGAGUGCCCUCCGGCAAGGGCGUAGAUUUGGUUUCAACAUUGGGGGGGUUGA